AUGGACGCACUCGCAGGAUACAGCUCCGGUUCGGACGAUAGCGGUAUUGCUGAACAGUCAGCUUCUAAGCAGGCUGUCAAGCAAGUCGAUGUUGAAGCUUUGGACUAUGACCCAUCCGAUGCUUUCGGACUAGGUAGCCUCAAGGGCGGGUCCUCUACUUCUACUCAAACACAAUCUCAGGCGCAAGCACAAUCCCCGCCUUCGAAAAGGAAAAAGAAGGCCACCGCACCAGAAGCAGCCGCAGCUAGCACCUCUUUCAUCGCUACCCCAUCCACUUCUACCUCCACCGCGGUAGCACUGGCACCAGAAGUCAUCGACAUCUCCUCUGCAUCCGAAGCCCUGCUCAUGCGACCGGGCGACACCACAAUGCACGUCAACAUCCCGUAUUCCGAUAUGAUCGCUCCUCAACUCGGGCCUGAAAAUCCUUUCGCUUCUAACUCACAACGCACUAUUGGAGCAGCCCAAAACACUCUCACCGGUCACAUCGAAUCCGCAGCAGUGUCUGAUUUCGAUUUUCGUAAUCAACAACGCACUUUUCACGUCUAUGGGUAUGCUCGUGAUCCUUCUCUCGUGGGCAGCCGAGGGUUUGUGGGCGACCAAAAUGCAGCGGCACUACUGGGAGGAGCUUCUGCAGCUGAGAUACGCGCUAACAACGCUGCCUACAGACCUGCUACAAAGGCGUUGAAGAAGAAGAGGAAUGCGCAGAACGCAGGAGAUCCAAGCGUAGUAGAAGGCGAAGGAGCCUAUGUUGGACCUUGGGCAAAGUGGGAUGCGGGUUCCGACAUUGCAACACAACUUUUGGGGGCUGAUGCGAGUGUUGGCCCCAGUCAAGCAGAGAUUGCAGCGGCCAAAGCAAAAGCUGAAGCCCGCGAGCGAGAGAAACAAGUUGCAGCAAAGGAGAGAAAAGCAGCAGAGGAAGCCACCAAAAUCACCGAAACAUCCAUCUUGCACGGCAAAAGUCUCUACGACUAUCAAGGACGCACAUACAUGCACAUCCCUACCGAUGUCGACGUAAACCUUUCCUCUGAACCAGGUGAACAAGAAUGUUAUCUCCCCAAAUCAUGCAUACACACUUUCCGCGGCCACACCAAAGGCAUUUCCUCGCUCAAACUCUUCCCUCGUUCCGGACAUCUCCUGUUAUCUUGUUCGCACGAUACAACCGUCAAACUGUGGGAUGUCUACCACGAAGGCAACUGUCUCCGCACAUUCAUGGGGCAUUCCAAAGCUGUACGCGAUAUCGCCUUCUCCAACGACGGGCGUCGAUUCCUCUCGGCAGGAUACGACAAAGAGAUCAAACUAUGGGACACGGAAACAGGUCAAUGUCUCGACAGCUUCACGUCCAACAAAACCCCCUACUGCCUCACCUGGCACCCGGACGAAGAUAAACAACACAUCUUCCUCGCUGGAACGUCGGAUAAAAAAAUCCUCCAAUACGACAUCAACACUCACACCAUGGUCCAAGAAUACAUCUCCCACCUGGGACCCAUCAACACGAUCACGUUCGUCGAUAACAACCGUCGCUUCGUAACCACUUCGGACGACAAAACGAUGCGUGUUUGGGACUACGACAUUCCCGUGGUGAUCAAAUACAUUGCUGAUCCCACCAUGCAUUCUAUGCCAGCGGUAGGCUUGUCGCCGAGUGGCAAGUGGUUGGUGGGGCAAAGCAUGGAUAAUCAGAUCUUGACCUUUGCCAGCGAUGGCUUCAAACAGAACAGAAACAAGGUGUUUAAAGGGCACAACGUCGCAGGCUUUGCAUGCGGAGUCGCCUUCAGUCCAGAUGGCAGGUUUCUGAGCAGCGGCGACGGGCAAGGGGAUGUGUGCUUUUGGGAUUGGAAAACAACGAGGUUGUUGAAAAGAUUGAGAGCAGCUCAUAGGGAAGCGGUGAUUGCAUGUGCCUGGUUGCCGCAUGAAUCCAGUAAAGUCGUUACUGCCGGUUGGGAUGCCGAGAUCAAGUUGUGGGACUAA
This is a messenger RNA of Ustilago hordei, 1965 nucleotides long. Its product is annotated as putative CDC40 - Pre-mRNA splicing factor important for catalytic step II. Lineage: Eukaryota; Fungi; Basidiomycota; Ustilaginomycetes; Ustilaginales; Ustilaginaceae. The transcript has a single exon. The record is from RefSeq and is a predicted model, not a curated record. Gene Ontology annotation, molecular function: mRNA binding; protein binding. Gene Ontology annotation, biological process: mRNA splicing, via spliceosome. Gene Ontology annotation, cellular component: catalytic step 2 spliceosome. The coding region runs from base 1 to 1965 and encodes 654 amino acids.